AGAAACAAAUCGCCUGUUGAAGUCCACUUCCUCUUGUUAGACAGCUAAGCCAUAUUCUAUUCGUACUGCCAGAACCAUGGCAAAAAGGAUCAUAGCUCUCUUUCUCUUUCCAUUCGUUUGGGAGACGGGGUUGGUCAGUGGGCUUCGAAUGGGAGAUAAUUCCGUCAAAGCCAGUUUUCCAGCGUCAUCCAACAGUUUGAAUUUUCCUCGGAUGAUGAUGAUUUCAACGCUGCCAAAGAUUGAUGAAUUUACAUUGUGCUUCUGGGUGAAGAUAAAAGGACAAGUUGAUCGGGAACAUUCCAUCUUCUCGUAUACAUUAAACACAGAAAUAAAUAGCAACAAACUAUUGGUAUCGGUUGAUCAUAGUCAUACAAGUCCACGUAUUAUAGCAAAAAUUGGUUCUUCGAACCCAGUUUCAAGCAGUUGUCCAAGUUUCUCUGCUGGCAACUGGCAUAAAAUUUGUAUUGCGUGGAGAAGUGUAGAUGGAAAGCUGAAGUUUUCUGUGGAUCAAGAUUUGUGUGAUUAUGAAGUGGAGAAUAUAGCUAAGGGAUACACAAUCCAAAGUGGAGGGAUUAUUGUGUUGGGACAGGAAAGAGGCGCUGAUGGUGCUUUCCAGCUGAACAAGAAUCUGAUUGGAGAUAUUACUCAAGUGAAACUUUGGGAUGAAUAUCUAAACAACGAACAGACGGGCCGUGCCAGUUCUUGCCUAAGUCAAGCUUGCAAGAAUCCAUAUUGUUAUUUAGAAGAUGAAAUCCAAGGAAACCUUAUCCAAUGGCUUCAAACUCCUUUUGUACUCCUUGAUGGAAUUGAGCUGUCCGGAACUGCUGUCUGCAAAUGAGUUUGUUCUCACUUUUUCUGACAAUUGUUAUCGAAGUAAAACUUAGUUCCGAUAUUGGCGAGAAACUCACGUAGGCAAAGCACUAAAUGUCAAACACGGCGCUUUUAAUUUUGUACUACAAAUUAGAUAUGAUUAAUUAACUUGCAGUAAAUAUACAUUAUUUAUGUAUAAGUGUUUGGGGCUGAUUUGCUUAAAUGUAUUCUAUAAAUUUAUUUGCUGACCUGAAAUUAUUAAGAAAAUAUUUUUACCAACUUUUGUGCUAUUCAUAAGUAUCCACAUUUUUUUCAGUUAUUAACAAUGAUGAUUUAUAAUAUUGUAUUCAUCCACUAA
Messenger RNA from Limulus polyphemus (Atlantic horseshoe crab), 1168 nucleotides. RefSeq names its product C-reactive protein 1.4-like. The coding region runs from base 77 to 838 and encodes 253 amino acids. The transcript has a single exon. Lineage: Eukaryota; Metazoa; Arthropoda; Merostomata; Xiphosura; Limulidae. The record is from RefSeq and is a predicted model, not a curated record.